AUGUUCUCGUAUAAUCACAUGGGAGCGCUCGGCCCCAUGGAAAUCCGAAUCCUCCAUGUACUUCCAGCAACGGAUAUUAACCAUCCGAUCGAAUCUCGACUCGAGGUUGUCGCACUUGAGCAAAAUCCAGUAUACGAAGCUCUCUCAUAUUGCUGGGGUGACAGUACCGAACUCCUAGACAUCAAAUGCAACAACCAAGGAUUUGAAGUCACCGAAAAUCUGUUUAGUGCACUGCAGCACUUGAGGGACGAGAAUGCCGAGCGAACGCUGUGGAUCGACGCCAUUUGUAUCAACCAGAAUGACCUUAAGGAACGUCAAUCCCAAGUUCUACUUAUGAAGGAUAUCUACUCCAGAUCUGAAAGAGUGGUUGUCUGGUUAGGUCCCGAUCCCGCAUCCGAUGGAAUAGACCAUUUGUACGACUUGAUAGAAACAAUUCCAAAUCUUCCAGUCCCUCACCUGAGCAAAAAAGAGAGAAAGUUUUUCGAGAUGAACAUAGGUGAUGUUGAUCAAUGGACUCAAGGGGAAGAUAAGGAUCCCGCUGAAGGUCCGGAUAAAAAAGAAUUUGUUGUACCGGAGCAAGCCAAACCAGGCACAAUCGCUAUGCUUGAGCGGCCCUGGUGGACAAGGGUUUGGACUGUGCAAGAAAUGGUUCUCGCUCCCAGUGCUAUCUUUGUGUGUGGAAAUCUAGCUGCUCCAUCAACAGAAGUGCAAAGAAAAUGCAGUGACAUUCUUAUGCACUCAGUCAGCGAUGCAUUUGAUACUGGCGAUGUCGACGAUGUCAGUGCUCUUGGAAACUUGAUAACCGACCGUGAUGGCAAACUUUUCAUUGCCACUGUGAGAUUACAUCGCAGUUCCAAUGUGAAAAAGGAUCUCGGGACGCUGCUACAUCUUCAUAGAUGGUUGAGAGCUAAAGAUCCAAAAGACAAGGUGUACGGCUCUUUAGGUAUCGCCACAUCAACAUACGGCAUUGAGCCAGACUACACUAUCUCCACUGUGGAAUGUUACACACGUGUAGCUUUCAAUAUCAUAAACGGGAGCUGUUCACUGGAGAUCUUCGCUGCUCUAGGAAGGCCGUCUUGUUUGGAAGCUACCUUAACUGGCUUACCCUCGUGGGCUCCUGACUGGAGUUACGACUUCUCUAGUAUUCCGGAUGAGGAGAAAGGCCCCUCUGGUAUCAACAACCCUGUCAUAAGGGCAAAUGUUCAGACUCCAAUAUUACUAGAGACGAGGGAAUUGUUUCCCGAAUUCAAGGCGUCCCAGUCCAACAUGCCUUUUGCCGUGCGGCUUCUCAGCGAUGGCAAAACACUGGUUCUUAAAGGCUUCAUCGUGGAUAAGUUAACUUCUGUUGGGAACAAGCUUAAAUACCCCUGGGAGGGACCUAAGACAUCAUCAAGCAAUUUUGUCUUGGAUCCUAUUCGUGGACUCAGGCGAACCUCUAGGAUCUGGGGUGGCAUUGGAAGAGUCUUGGACACCAUUCAAGGUUGGCAAGAUCUCGUGUUCAAAACUGGAAAUCUUCAAACGUUACCAGGCGAAACCCCAAUGGACGCUUUCCUUACAACCCUGUUGGGUAACAGAAUUCAACUCAGUGCGAAUCGCCGCGAUGUCCUGGAUUACCUCAAACAAAGUAUAGAAAGAGGCAUGUCGAUGGAUAAGACUGGCAUUGUCAUGAACCAGUUGCAUCUUUCACAGCUGGUACCACAACUCUACCACAAACUGCUGGGGUACAGGAAACUAAGCAGCACAGAUUUGAGCGACUUGUUCUUGAUGGGGAAGUCUUUUACUGACAUACAAUGGGCCUAUGAUAAAAGAGUGGCGAUAACAGGCUCAGGAUAUCUGUGCCUGGUUCCUUGGCCUACUCGAGCAGGUGAUCGGAUUGCGCUUCUUCAGACUGGAAGAACGCCCUACGUGCUACGACAAUCUGGAGAGAAAUGGAAGAUCAUCGGGGAUUGCUAUGUUCACGGAAUCAUGUCUGGCGAGGCUUGGAACGAUGAGAAGUGCAUCGAUAUUGAGAUUGUUUAA
Messenger RNA from Fusarium venenatum, 2019 nucleotides. Its product is annotated as heterokaryon incompatibility protein-domain-containing protein. The record is from RefSeq and is a predicted model, not a curated record. NCBI's taxonomy places the organism in Eukaryota, Fungi, Ascomycota, Sordariomycetes, Hypocreales, Nectriaceae.